Molecule: messenger RNA, 2425 nt
Organism: Cuscuta campestris
Lineage: Eukaryota; Viridiplantae; Streptophyta; Magnoliopsida; Solanales; Convolvulaceae
Source: the annotation of a GenBank genome assembly
CCCACAGACACACACACUUCUGCUUAGCUCCAUCUUAACUUCUUCCUUAGCUAGCUGUAGUGUGAUUUGAGAGGUCACUAUUUCUUUGGGUUCUUCUCUCACCAUUGCUCGACAUGAUGACUUCUUCACCAUACACAGCCUUUCUUCCUCUGUCACUCUUAUUUCUCAUCAUCUCAUCAGCACAAGCGGUCGCUUUGAACACUACAACUACUUCUGAUGAGAAGAAAGAUCAUCAUCAUGAUGACAACAAUGUCUACAUCGCUUACAUGGGCCUUUCUUCUGAUGACAAUCCUGAAUCCACAGAAGAUGCACAUCUGAAGCUGCUUGAGGACAUCAUCCUUCGUGGCCCAUUGGCUGCAAGGCAAUCCAUGCUGUAUUCCUACAAGCACGGGUUCUCCGGUUUCGCGGCUCGGUUGACCGAGGCUGAAGCUAAGACACUAGCCGCUGAUCGGGGCCCGGUAUUUCUCCCAUGGGGCUGGGCCUUCGCCUCCCUCCUUCCUGUCUCCACGCGACUCGGCGGGUCACGGGACCCACACGUCCUCCACUGCCGGGGUUCCGUGGUCACUGGAGUGAGCUUAAUGGGCCUCGCCCGAGGAGUGGCCCGUGGAGGUGCCACACAGGCCCGCCUCGCCAUGUACAAGGCUUGUUGGACGAGGACUUGCGAUGAGUCGGACAUCCUCAAAGCAUUCGACAUGGCGAUCCACGACGGAGUGGAUAUCAUCAGCAUCUCUGCCGGAAGACGUAUCCCGCUGUUCCCCAACGGCGCCCGUGAUCGUCACACCGAUCCCAUCUCGCUGGGAUCCUACCACGCGGUGGCCCGCGGGAUCACGGUGGUCGCGUCGGCGGGGAACGCGGGCCCCGAUUCGUACUCGGUCGUCAAUGUUGCCCCAUGGCUCAUCACCGUAGGCGCGUGCACCACGGAUCGCCGCUUCUUAGCCAGAAUCUCUCUUCUUGGAGACAAUUCAACCCUGGGGCAGUCGUGGUCAGCAGGAGAGGGCUUGAACACCUUUGAGGAAAUCAUCCAUCCAGAAUCUAAGGGCUUUGGCAGCAAUGUUUGCCUGGGAGAGAGAGGCAAUGGCACAGCCACCGGGGGUAAAAUCGUACUCUGCUUCAAGAUAAAGACCGAUCCAUUUCAGAGCAUGUCCUCCGCAUCAAAUGCAGUGGCCCAAGCGGGUGGAGUAGGGUUGAUAUACGCCCAGACUCGAGACGACUAUCAUGGCUUCUGCUCAAUCCCCUGUAUCAAAGUCGAUAUUGAGGUGGGGACGCGUAUCCUCGCCUAUAUUAAGCAAUCCAGGACCCCUAUGGCCAAGUUGGGUGCACCCUACAAUUUCAUCGGCACGGUGGCCUCGCCGAGGGUGGCUUUUUUCUCAUCACGGGGCCCUAAUUCGUUUUCUCCACAUGUUCUCAAGCCUGAUAUAGUGGCUCCUGGAGUUGAUAUUUUGGCGGCAUUCCCCUCCUCGGCACAUGGAGUCCCCAUGUACCAUUUAGAGUCGGGGACGUCCAUGUCCGCACCUCAUGUCGCCGGCAUCGUGUCCCUCUUGAAGGUUGAGCACCCAGACUGGUCACCCGGGGCCAUUCGUUCCGCUCUUGUAACCACCGCAUGGUCAUCUCAAACGGACGGGGAUGAGAUCGGAGACGGAGGAGUCAUGGACGACAAGGUUGCGGAUAUGUUCGACAUUGGUGGAGGGGUGGUCAACCCGAUAGGGUCUUUAGACCCAGGUCUAAUUUUCAACACUAGCAUGGAGGACUACCGCCUGACACCGGACCAGGACCACCUCAUGAACCUACCAUACAUCAUCGUUCCACACCUAGGGACAACAGAAAUAGCAGUGACUCGGACAGUCACAAAUGUUGGUCCUAACAAGUCUGUCUACCAGCUGCAAACGGUGAAGGCUCCCUUUGGGACGGCAAUGAAGGUUGAACCAAGGACUUUAGAGUUCAAUAAUGACACAAAGACAGCAACGUUUCGGGUGACCUUUGUCCGAACCACCAAGUUCCAGAGAGGAUUCAGCUUCGGAGCCCUCACUUGGAGUGACGACGGACAUCAUCAUCGUGUUCGAAUCCCCGUGGCUGUACGUGUCAUUAAUUUUGGGGUGUUCGGAGAUGUAUGAAGUAUAUAUGGAGAGUAUCUUUGUGAUGAAGAAGAAUGGUAUAGCUACAAGAAUGUAUACUUAAAUGGGACGGAGAAAAGAGACGGAAAAGAAAUCCGUCUCUUUUAAGUCCCUAAAAUUGUUUGUCUCAUUUAAGUCCCUAAAAUUGUUUGUCUCUUAUCCCUCUCACAACUGCAACCUUUAGGACUUAAGACAGAAAAGAGAGACAGAUUUCUGUCUCUAAAGAAUUCUGUCCAAACGAAUGGGCAUAGAGACGGAUUUCCGUCUCUAAAUAUAUGUUUAGACAAUGAGACAAAUAUAGGAACUGAUAUUAG